Ochlerotatus camptorhynchus is the source of this 1016-nucleotide messenger RNA. RefSeq lists its product as uncharacterized. Lineage: Eukaryota; Metazoa; Arthropoda; Insecta; Diptera; Culicidae. The transcript is spliced from 3 exons. The record is from RefSeq and is a predicted model, not a curated record. The coding region runs from base 171 to 581 and encodes 136 amino acids.
AAGCAUACAUUCAAGUCUCCGAUGCCGAUUAAUAUGCACAUUUGUUUGAUUUGAGUCAGUCGAGCGCGAACGAUUAUUCUAUUAGCAAGUUAUCUCCCGCGCUGUGGCAGUACGUAAUUUAUUGUGUUGGUUCACUUCAAUCGUUGUUGUUCUGAAAUUCCCCACUGAUAAUGAAGGGUUUCAUCACGCAAAUCGUGUUGGUGAUUUUUAUUUUCGGUUUUCUGACCGUUUAUGGUCAAACUCCGAACAAUGGAACAGCUUUCGAAGAGGUGGUCGUUGAAACGUCGCUCUAUGUGAGGAGACCAAGCACGGUACUACGACGUCAGCAGCUUAGGGUUCAAGAGAAAGGGGCCUCGCGAAAGAGGCGAGAUAUCAGCCAUUCAACUGACCACGCGGAUUCAAAACUGAAAGUGAAUGCUCUCAAUCCUACCACCGGUCACCAAAAGCAAUCCAAAGAUGGCUUUAUCCAAGCAUUCUUUGAUAAAGGCUUCAACAAUGGCGCAUCGAAAGCUGAACAACGUGCUUUCUACAAACAAAAACCGGUAACAUCGAAGAAACAGGAUGGUAAUCAACUUGUUUGAUCCUAACGCCAUGUGGUCCGGACGUGUCAAUCCAAACGAAAUGCAAAUUGUCCUUCACGGCCGCAACCCGAAGAGAUUCGGCGGUUAAGCCUUUUUAGUUUUAACUUGUUGUUAUUAUUCUUAGUUCUAACUACCUGUAAACUCUGAUUGAAAACAGCUCCAAGUUUGCAAAAAAAAAAACAUCCCAACAGAGAAAGACAACCGUGCGACAUUCGAUGCCGACAAAUCCCACGUGAAUCCCAGUUUCUACAUCCGGUUGAUUGUGCGGUGAUUAAGUAGGUAGGUAGUUGGAAAGUGUACCGAUAGCAAAAGACACUUGGAGCCAGAAGAGGUGUGGAGAUUUCAUUCUUCAUUUUUUAUGCGAUAUCACAAGCAAAAGUGAGCAAUAAAAUCAAACACGAUGCGAAUGGAUUUGUUUACUAGCUGCUGAACUUA